Messenger RNA from Malus domestica (apple), 1327 nucleotides. RefSeq lists its product as uncharacterized. Gene Ontology annotation, molecular function: mRNA binding. The record is from RefSeq and is a predicted model, not a curated record. NCBI's taxonomy places the organism in Eukaryota, Viridiplantae, Streptophyta, Magnoliopsida, Rosales, Rosaceae. Gene Ontology annotation, cellular component: cytoplasm.
ACCCCAAAAGACUUCUUCAACCCCUUAAACCCAUCGCCAAUGUCUCCCUUCAGAACCGUCCUCCUCCUUAAACCCCAAAACCCUCUUUUCAUUUCCCAAACAAUCCACAAACCCCUCUCACUCUUCUCCAUCGCUCGCAGAUUCUUCACCUCCUCACACCAAACUGAGAACCAAACCAAACCCAGAAAGCCUCUGGACCUACUCUUCAAAGAGGCCGUCGAACUCUCCCCAAAACCCGAAAACUCUGACAGAGAAGCCGAAGACAACGCAUUGAAGAAGAGCUUGAGGGAUUUGGAGAAGGAGGUCAGGAGCUUGCGAGCCAAUUCGAAUGGCGAAACUAAAGCAAAGAAGAGAGAACCCAAUUCUGAGGGUAAGGCCAGUUUAUACUCGGUGUUCACGAAUAAGGCGGCGGCUGCGGCGGACGGCAGCGGUAGGAAGCGGAAAGAGUUGACGAAAGAGAGGUCGAAUAUGUUGAAAGAUUUGUCGCAGGAUAUGGAAGUGGUGGUGAGCCAUUUGUACAAAGAAGGGUACUUUAAAGAUGCCAAUUUCUUGUUUGUAAAUGGUGAUAGGUUGGAUUUUAGCUGCUUUAACAACAGUUAUGGCCGUAGUUUCGUAAGGUUUGCAGUCGAAAGUUUUGCCAGAGACAACCAACUGAUAGCAAAAUGGUUGUCUGGCUCAGACUUGAAAAAGGUGGCCCUCCUCGGUUGCCCUUCCCUUGCAAGAAAGAGCGUUUUUGGGGCUAAAAGAAUGCGUAAAUUUUUUGAAAUUCCAGAAGACAAGGUUUGCAGUAAAUGUGUCUUGAAACAGUCGUGCAAGUUUGCAAAUCAGAAUGUGUGGAACGGAGGCGCCAAGAAUCUGGAUCUUAGAGAUGUAAUGAAUACUAUCACAUUAUAUGCUCUGGAUGCUGUACCUCCAGAGCUGGUUGUCCCUGACGAAGUAAAGUCUUCUGUUAGUCGACUGCUAAAGGAGGUUUUGAAGCUAAGUGAAGUUACAUUGUGAGGCUAAUUUCAGAUCUGCAGAACAUGUUCCAGCGAGGAUUCAGGUGCGACGCUUUUGAAAGAUCCAACCCUCCCUGGAGUUCGAUAUGCAUGCUUGAUGUUCUAUUUGCUUGUCCUGAUCAAUGCUCAACCCGAUGCCAAGGAAUUCAAGUGAUGUUCAAGAAUAGUGCACAUCUCCAACUCCAAGGUGACUUGCAACAUUCUGUUGAAAGCGUAAUUUAGCUUCCCCGUAUGAAUGUGAAACUGUUUUAGAUGUUCCGUAAAUGCUUAACUCAUUCUUAACUCCGUUAACCUAAUCCCCGUAUAAAGAGUUACAUUCUUUUCGGUUU